Molecule: messenger RNA, 1008 nt
Organism: Aureococcus anophagefferens
Lineage: Eukaryota; Pelagophyceae; Pelagomonadales; Pelagomonadaceae
Exons: 2
Coding region: 1-1008 (335 amino acids)
Biological process (GO): prostaglandin metabolic process
Molecular function (GO): 15-oxoprostaglandin 13-reductase [NAD(P)+] activity
Source: RefSeq, a predicted model, not a curated record
AUGGUCCUCACGACGGAGUGCUUCGUCGCGCGCUGCGUCACGACGGACGAAGCCGUCGCACCGGAUUGCUUCGGCUUCCGCGACGUCGAUGUGCCGGAGCUGCCACCGAAUGGGCUGCUCAUAAAAACCAAGUUCAUCGGCCUGGAGCCCUACAUGCGCAUCUGGGGCAUCGGCCCGCAGGGCUGGGGCUUGGACAACGUCCCCGGCGGCAAGGUCGUCGGCGAGGUCGUCGCCUCCGAGAGCGAGCGCUUCGCCGUCGGCGAUCUGGUGAAGACGUCCGCGCAGUGGCGCGCGCCGGUCACCUGGGUCGUCGCCGACGAGAAGACGCUCGUGGAGAAGCUCGACCCGACGGUGGAGCCGCGCAUCUACCUCGGCCUCGCCGGCUCCGGCGGCCGGAGCGCGAAGCUGCCCCUCGAGCGCGUAGCGCGGCCGUCCGCGGGCCAGGUCGCCGUCGUCACCGCGGCGGCGGGCACCGUGGGCCUCGCCGCGUGCCAGCUCAUGAAGCUCGACGGCGUCGACGUCGUCGGGACGGCGGGCACGGACGAGAAGAAGCGCCUCAUCGAAAGCCUGGGCUGCAAGGCCUUCAACUACAAGACGGAGGCCGCCGCCGACGCGCUGAAGCGCCUCGCGCCGAAGGGGGUCGACUUUUUGUUCGACAACGUCGCGGGCGCGAUCCGAACCGCCGUCGUCGAGGCCAUGAACCCCGGCGCGCAGAUUCUCACGAGCGGGCGCAUCGCCCAAUACGACGCGGCGGGCGGCGCCGCGGGCGGCGACGAGGCGCGCGACGCCGCGAUGAUCCGGGAGAAGAAGAUCGCGGACCACGGCCAGUUCUACGUCGGGAACUGGGAGAGCGAGUUCGUCCCCUGCACCGAGGCCAUCGUCGCGCUCUACAAGGCGGGCAAGCUCGUCUCGAAGGACACGGUCUCCGAGGGCUUCCGGAGCCUCCCCGACGCGUUCGUGGGCAUCUUCCUCGGCCGGAACGUCGGCCGGAUGGUCGUCGCGUGCUAA